This is a messenger RNA of Suillus fuscotomentosus, 546 nucleotides long. RefSeq lists its product as uncharacterized. The transcript is spliced from 2 exons. The coding region runs from base 1 to 546 and encodes 181 amino acids. The record is from RefSeq and is a predicted model, not a curated record. Lineage: Eukaryota; Fungi; Basidiomycota; Agaricomycetes; Boletales; Suillaceae.
AUGGACAAUACUGUAACUCUCAUCCCCUCCAACCAAGUCAUCAUUGCCGCCAAGGGCAAUCACAUCACAGCUGCAGAUAUCUCUCAUGCCCUAUUCUAUGCCAAUUCCCGGAUGCUGGCCAUGCGCCUGUAUGUCGACAAGAGUUUUGCCACUGCCAUACCUGGUUAUGCAGAGAUGUUCUACACCCUGAUGAAAUGGGAGAUGGAGACCUUUGCAACACCUUUCAUCAAUAUAUGUUUUAUCACCCGGUUGUCAGCUACUAUUCCUCAACUUCUCAAGGAUGUGCUCUCAACCAUGACUGCUCACACAUUGGUUGAUCGGCGACCGGAUGUCAAUGCCAUUUUGCAGGAUAUCCGGGCAUUGCGCCUUUCUGCGGAUUCAAACAAAUCCGAUGACUAUGACAUUGCUCACAUGCCAGACUACUUCAAUUACUGGUGGAAGGAAUCACUUGGUUGUUGCAGGGUUUCAGAUAUGUUGCCCAAGUCAUCUGUCCAAGAUGUUAUGGAUUUGGUUGAAUGGCACUUUUCACACCUUGUCAGUCCAUAA